CGGGAAUCCAAACAAUUGAACGGAAGCUGACAAGUGAUCGCGAACAGUUCCCCUUACCGUGGCAGCACCUGCAUUCGAUUUACCAAUGGCAUACUCUGCAGUCUCUGCAUAGCUAUUGUCAAACUUCCGAGAAGCACGCGUCGAACUGAUCUGGUUUCCUGAAACAUCUACUCACCUCUCUGUUGUUUUGGGAGUGUCAAUGCAUCGUGCAGAAGGAUCCUAAUUCGCAACCUAUUCACGAAUCCACUGUGAUCUACGGACAAUAGGGAAUAAUAGGCGCACAGAUCUGAUUCAGCCUAAGCAGCCAAAAGCAACCCGAAGUCAUCAUGGACCAUUUCACUACCCCUCCUCCCAUACCGUCUCGCAAUCGACAGCAUGGUCGGAGAAAGUCACUCCAAGGUCCCUUGGCCCAUUCAUCCAACCGCGUGCAUAUACAGCCAGCAUCGCCGGAAGUGAUAUCGUCUUUAAUCACAUCUCUCUCAAUCAUCUCCUCUCCCGCGAACCAGCUGUUCGAAAGUACGGGAGCGCCUCAGCCAUCACCCGUGUCCCCAACAUCUACGAACGCGACAUAUAAUACUUUCGGAAAUCUGAACGCGCAUAAUGGGCAACGUUCCUCAGGUGGCAGUUUUGGAAUAGACUACGGCGCAUACGAGCAGCCCUCACUGCGACAAUUGAUUGAAGAAGAGUCUUUGGAUGAGCUAGCUGCUCCUACACCGGUCAUCCGAACAGCUAAACCGCCGUCUGGUUUCUCCCCCCUCACUGCGCCAAAAUCACCAGCAGAUUCCAGUCCUCUCAAGACAUUUCUGAGAGGCAGUUCCAGGCCGUCAUCGAAGGGGUCGAAUGCAUCGAAAGAUCGAGACGAUGCGAGUAGUAUCGGCAACGUAUCUAUUGAACCAGGACCGACACCAAUUCCAGAGUUGCGACGGAAAUCCUCUGGGGAUAGCUGGGGCAAGAAACAAGGCCGAAAUCAAAGAGGACUGAUGUACAUGAGCUCCCGAGAGCGUCUGCGAGAGAAGGAACAGGAGAAGAAAAGAGCAAGUGUUGGGACUGUAGGAAAUAACACGAAAGGGCUUGGUUUGGAGCGAAUACCACUUCCCAAAUUUGAGUCGGACUCCUUCAUGGCAGAAGAUGCAAUCGGAGAAGAGCCCGAGGAAGUAUCGCCAACGAAGAACGGCAAAACACCAGUAACACCAACAAUGCCUGGCUCAGGUAAACCAAGCCCAGCCCUCAGUGCUGGCAGUCAAGGUGGUAUCGGCUCUGGCAGGUUCAUACCAGAACGAGACUCUUCUCUAAGAAAACCAGCUGCUUCUACAAAGAAGCGGUCGUCUCAAAGAUCUAGCCGACAGAACGGAAAGGGGAAGGGUAUCGAUGAAGGAGACGAUACCAUACAGGAGAAGGAGGAACAGUCCCAAGAGCGCAAACGUGAUCGCACUUCCAGACACCAGAAGAAUGGAUCAACAGAGGCAGCAUCCAAGAUGAUGGAGCCAUUGGACGACCUUCAGAUGCCACGCCCUACAAAACCGGUCAACGGCCAGAAGUCCGACACAACAAAAUUCGACCAGCUCAAGGUAGCAGAAGAUGUGGACGAGGGCGCACCAUCCCCGGCAGUCGCUCAACGAAAAGCGCGACCAAGCCCGGAUCGAGGUGAUCGUUCUUCAAGUCAGAAGAGGAGGUCAGGGAAAGCUACCCCUGAACCUCUGGAAUCCCAACCGAAACGAAGUGGUUCUAGGCUAAAGCGUUUGUCUGCACCCCUGAGCCCAAGAGCAUCCGACAAAGAUGCACACCAAAGGGCUAAUUCGAAUCCUCUGGCGAGGGUCGGUUCUCCGGAACCUUCCAGACCACACAUUCACGUUGACGAUCGGCCAACAAGCGCUGAUUCCAUCGAUGACGCUGUAGAAGCAUAUCUCUGUUCGCCUCGCUUAUCACAGAAGAUUCGACAUCCUCAAACGGGUAGAGUUAUCUCCUUCUCGGAGGUUGGUGAUUCGGAGGGGUUUGCAGUCUUUUGUUGUGUGGGCAUGGGAUUAACGAGAUAUAUCACCGCCUUCUACGACGAGCUUGCUUUGACUUUGAAGCUACGGUUGAUUACUCCUGAUCGCCCAGGCGUUGGAGACAGCGAGCCAUACAACGAUGGAACUGCAACCCCUCUCAGCUGGCCAGAUGAUGUCUAUGCUAUUUGCCAGACCUUGAAGAUCACCAAAUUCUCCAUCCUUGCUCACUCCGCAGGUGCUAUAUAUGCACUUGCAACUGCUCUUCGUAUGCCUCAGCAUAUCCGAGGUCGCAUCCACCUGCUUGCUCCUUGGAUUCCUCCAUCUCAGAUGAAUGUUUUCGGGGCACAAGUUGCUUCGCCUCCAACGAAUUCGAUCCCGACUUCCCAGCGAAUUCUACGAGCACUCCCGACUCCUAUUCUCAAAGCGGCAAACUCGAGCUUCAUGAGUGCUACAAGUAGCUCGAUCACGAGUAGUCUCCCAAAGUCGCAGAGACGUGGUAAGCGCAAGUCCACUGGACGUGAUACUCCUGCACCGUCAGGACGAAGCACCGUCACUCCAGGACCAGACAAAGAGAAUCAUGGCAGGAAUUCCACCAUCUAUCCAGAUCCUUCUGAACCCGGUGCCAUGGAGAGAGCAGCCAAAGAUCCAAAUGAUCCAAACCAUGAAACGGCGAUUUUAGCAGCCGCAGCAAAUACCCUGGCCGAUAAAGAACGACAAAUGACUUAUGAUACGAGACUUACGCAUGCCAUUUGGGACUUGGCCACUUCUGGUGCCAAUCCCGCUGUAGAUCUGUUGGUAUGCCUAGAAAGACGGCAUACCAUUGGAUUCAGAUAUGUUGAUAUCACGCGUGCCGUGGUAAUUCACCACGGCAGCAAGGACACGAGAGUUCCUGUUGAGAACGUUAGAUGGUUAGGAAAGACCAUGCGGAGAUGUGAAGUACGAGUAUUAGAGGGCGAAGGACACGGCCUCAUGGCUUCAGCUGCUGUAAUGGGAGGAGUGUUAAUGGAAAUCGCCCGCGAGUGGGAUGACUGGAUGAAAGUCACUGGCUCAACGGGUGGUACAAGAGGUGAGGGUGGCAGGAGAACACUGAGAGAAAGGGCUAGUGUUCAAGCUUUUAGGUGAUUUUGUUCAGCAUUGUUUGGAUGAGAAAAAAAAAGGUGUAUUAUGGGGGCUAGUUUUGAGCUUGGCGUUUGGCAGCGCUGAUUGUAGGAGCGGGUUCUUGGAGCAGAUAUGCCAUACAUACAUUGGCUGCG
Messenger RNA from Mollisia scopiformis, 3241 nucleotides. RefSeq names its product alpha/beta-hydrolase. The transcript has 2 exons. The record is from RefSeq and is a predicted model, not a curated record. NCBI's taxonomy places the organism in Eukaryota, Fungi, Ascomycota, Leotiomycetes, Helotiales, Mollisiaceae. The annotation marks the transcript as partial.